AGUUUGAACUCAAAGCUGUCCUGGAUGACCGUAAGUUUGCAAGCCAGUAGAGCCAUUGAUAACAUCAGAUACAGGAGCCAUGCCUUUGCACCAUGUGGGUGGUAUGUUUGUAUUAUUUAGCUCAUUUCUGAUUUUCUUCACUCCACUUGGUGAUGCGGGGAAGAUUUUGGUGUAUCCUCUAGAUGGCAGCCACUGGGUCAAUAUGAAAAUCCUGCUAGAGGAACUUCAUGCCAGGGGACAUGAUAUCAGUGUGAUCAGAGCUGCCACAAGCUGGUACAUUCCGGAAAAAUCCCCCCUCUACACCUCCAUUACCAUUGAAAUGGAUAAAGAUGUGAAGGACUUUUUCAAUGGAUUCAUACAAGAACAAAUGAAGGCUCACCAAAAAGGGUCUUCACUGCUGACUUUUUUAAAUCUCACAAAGAGGUUUUUGUCCUUCAUUGCUCAGGCCCAUACCCUGUGGUGUGAUGCUGCAUCACGAAUCUUUGAAAAUCCAAAGAUGCUAAAAGAUUUGAUAGAUGCGCAGUAUGAUCUGGUUCUUACUGAUCCUGGAAUAGGACCAGGCGUUGUGUUAGCUAAGUAUCUUAAACUGCCAUUAGUCCUCAACGUUCGCUGGAUCACAAGUGGAGAAGGCCACUUUGUGUUGGCUCCUUCACCUCUUUCUUAUGUCCCAGUGAUCCCAGGAUCUGGAUUGACAGACAAAAUGGAUUUUACCCAGAGGAUAAAAAAUAUUUUUUUCUAUAGUCUGAUAUGGUUCCAGGAGAAAUUUAUGGUAGGACCUGCAUAUGACUCCAUGUGUGACAAAUAUAUUGAGGGUGGGUGUGACAUUGUCUCACUGCUUCAAGAUGCAGAUAUUUGGCUCUUCAGGUCAGAUUUUGUCUUUGAAUUCCCUCGGCCAACAAUGCCAAACGUUGUCUACAUUGGAGGGUUCCAGUGCAAGCCUGCACAGCCUCUGCCAGCGGACCUGGAGGAGUUUGUUCAAAGUGCUGGAGAGCAUGGGGUCAUCAUUAUGACUCUGGGAACUUUGGUUAACAAUUUACCAGAAGACGUUGUGGACGAAAUUGCAAAUGUCUUUGCUGAGAUGCCCCAAAAGAUAAUCUGGAGGCACAGAGGGAAGCGUCCUUCUACUCUGGGAAACAACACUCUAAUAGUGGACUGGAUGCCACAGAAGGACCUUCUUGGCCACCCACAAACAAAAGUCUUUGUAGCUCACGGAGGAACAAAUGGAGUCCAGGAAGCCAUUUACUAUGGAGUACCUGUGCUUGGGAUACCGUUGUUCUUUGACCAGUAUGACAACCUUCUACGUUUGCAGGAAAGAGGAGCUGCGAAGAUUAUUCAGCUUUAUGAAGUUAAUGGCCACACUUUUGAAAGAGGUCUUAAGGAAGUGCUCUAUAAAGACAGCUACAGGCAGAAUAUGCAAAGACUGUCCCAUUUACACCAAGAUCAGCCAGUAGCACCCAUGGAUCAAGCUAUUUUCUGGGUAGAGUAUGUGAUGCGCCACAAAGGGGCCCCUCACCUGCGUACACAGGCUUACAAGAUGCCUUGGUACUCAUACCAUUCCUUGGAUGUACUAGUCUUUUUGAUGACUGCUGUAACUGUGCUCCUCUCCCUGCCUUUUGCUGUUUUUAGAUUUCUAUUCUGUAGAACUGGAGGGAACAGAAAGCUUAAACAAAACUGACCUAAAGCAAUAAUGGAAUUGAAUUGAAUUGUCUGUUAAGAAUAAACGUUGUCUUUAUCAACUA
Fundulus heteroclitus (mummichog) is the source of this 1739-nucleotide messenger RNA. RefSeq names its product UDP-glucuronosyltransferase 2C1-like. The record is from RefSeq and is a predicted model, not a curated record. Lineage: Eukaryota; Metazoa; Chordata; Actinopteri; Cyprinodontiformes; Fundulidae. Bases 80 to 1675 code for a protein of 531 amino acids. Gene Ontology annotation, molecular function: UDP-glycosyltransferase activity. The transcript is spliced from 4 exons.